Triticum dicoccoides is the source of this 974-nucleotide messenger RNA. Its product is annotated as proline-rich protein 2-like. The transcript is spliced from 2 exons. Bases 78 to 710 code for a protein of 210 amino acids. The record is from RefSeq and is a predicted model, not a curated record. NCBI's taxonomy places the organism in Eukaryota, Viridiplantae, Streptophyta, Magnoliopsida, Poales, Poaceae.
UGUUCCAUUCAUCCAUCGAGCUGCUAGCUACUUACUUCACACAGGCAAGUAGUGGAGUUCGAUUCAGGGGUUCAGGCAUGGUGGCUCCGAGAGCACUCGUCCUCGCCGUCCUGCUGGCGCUCGCCUUCGCCAACGCCGAGGCAGCGUCGGUCGUCGUCGGCCUGGCCAAGUGCGCCGAUUGCACCAGGAAGAACCUCAAGGCCGAGGAGGCCUUCAAGGGUCUCCAGGUGGCGAUCAAGUGCAAGAACGUCCACGGCGAGUACGAGAGCAAGGCGGUGGGCGGCCUCGACGGCACCGGUGCCUUCAGCGUUCCCCUGGCGGCCGACCUCCACGGCGCUGACUGCGUCGCUCAGCUCCACAGCGCCGCCUCCAACGAGCCGUGCUCCGGCCAGGAGCCAUCCAAGAUCGUGCCUGCUUCCGAGGGAACCACCUUCAGCAUCGUCGCCGGCGACAGCAUUGCCACGCGGUCUGCAGCGUCGCCAGAGUGCGCGUCCAUGACCUUGUGCGGGCCGAUCAAGAAGCACAUCAUCGAGCAUUUCCACCACAAGCAGCCCGUGCCGCCCAAGCCGGAGCCCAAGCCCCAGCCCCAUCCUGACUAUCACCCCGUGCCCAAGCCGCAGCCCCACCCGGACUACCACCCCGUCCCUCCCACGCCCACCUACGGCGGCGGCGGCGGCGGCGGCGGCGGUGGAUACCAUGGACACCACUAGUGACUCCGAUCUACCACCAUCCGGCCUAGCAGUGAAAUUUCAUGGCUUGUUGCUGUCAGUGAGUGAGCGACGUUGCUAUUUAUGUCAGGGGUUAGCUUGAUCUUCUAUCAUUCAGAAUAAGAGUUGUGAGGGAUAAGUAUGUGUGUCAGGCAAAUGUACGGGUGAUGGUCAGUUUUUUUACAAGGUUUGUAAUAUCGGUGUGAUUUUUUGUAAUGGGAAGUCCCUAUAUAUCUGAAUGAACCAAGUACUCCCUCCGUUUAGGUG